GGACCCCAGCCGCGGCGCCAUGGCCUCGGAGUCGGUGAAGGUGGUGGUGCGCUGCCGCCCCAUGAAUCAGCGGGAGCGGGAGCUGAACUGCCAGCCCGUGGUGACGGUGGACUCCGCGCGCGGCCAGUGCUUCAUCCAGAACCCGGGCGCCGCCGACGAGCCCCCCAAGCAGUUCACCUUCGACGGCGCCUACCACAUGGACCACUUCACCGAGCAGAUCUACAACGAGAUCGCCUACCCGCUGGUGGAGGGUGUCACUGAAGGCUACAACGGCACCAUCUUCGCCUAUGGCCAGACGGGCAGCGGGAAGUCCUUCACCAUGCAGGGCCUGCCGGAGCCCUCCUCCCAGAGAGGCAUCAUCCCCAGGGCCUUCGAGCACGUUUUUGAGAGCGUCCAGUGUGCAGAGAAUACCAAGUUCCUGGUCCGGGCCUCCUACCUGGAGAUCUACAAUGAAGACGUCCAUGACCUGCUGGGGGCUGACAGCAAGCGGAAGCUGGAGCUGAAGGAGCACCCGGAGAAGGGGGUGUACGUGAAGGGGCUCUCCAUGCACACGGUGCACAGCGUGGCCCAGUGCGAGCGCAUCAUGGAGGCCGGCUGGAAGAACCGCGCGGUGGGCUACACGCUGAUGAACAAGGACUCCUCGCGCUCCCACUCCGUCUUCACCAUCGGCAUCGAGAUCGACGCUGUGGAUGAGCGGGGCAAGGACCACCUCCGGGCGGGCAAGCUGAACCUGGUGGACCUGGCGGGCAGCGAGCGGCAGUCCAAGACGGGGGCCACGGGGGAGCGGCUUAAGGAGGCCACCAAGAUCAACCUGUCGCUGUCCGCGCUGGGCAACGUCAUCUCGGCCUUGGUGGAUGGGCGCUGCAAACACAUCCCCUACCGGGACUCGAAGCUGACUCGGCUGCUGCAGGACUCGCUGGGGGGCAACACGAAGACGCUGAUGGUGGCCUGCCUGUCCCCUGCUGACAACAACUACGACGAGACCCUCAGCACACUGCGCUACGCCAACCGGGCCAAGAGCAUCAGGAACAAGCCCCGCAUCAACGAGGACCCCAAGGACACCCUCCUGCGCGAGUACCAGGAGGAGAUCAAGAAGCUGAAGGCGAUCCUGGCCCAGCAGAUGAGCCCCGGCAACCUGUCAGCCCUGCUGUCCAGUCAGGUGCCCCUAAACCCUGUCCAGAUCGAGGAGAAGCUGGUGCCCCCACCUGUGAUCCCCGCUGACACGGAGGCGGAGAAGCAGCUGAUCCGGGAGGAGUACGAGGAGCGCCUGGCCCAGCUGAGGGCCGACUAUGAGGCGGAGCAGGAGUCCAGGGCCCGGCUGGAGGAGGACAUCACUGCCAUGCGCAACUCAUACGACGUGAAGCUGUCCACGCUGGAGGAAAACCUGCGAAAGGAGACAGGCUGGGUUGACUUAUCCAUCACCCAUGUUUCAUGGCUGGGCCUUGGUUUCCCCUUCUAUAAAAUGGGGAUGCUGACAAGAGCUUCACCGGAGCACCCCUCCCUGACGGAUCUGCUGAGCCCCGAUGAGGGUGACGUUAGGUCUGAAGCCAAGACGGCUGACUACCUCCUGCUCAAGACUGAGGUUGACCAAGGUCCAGAAGUGGCCGAGGAGGUGGUGUCAGCAGCAGAGCCUGGUGUAGCGGCCAAGGCUGGGGCCCAGGUGGCCUCGGAGGCUCAGCCUCAGCCCUUGCUGGUCAUGACAAGUAUGAGAAGGGACAGUGUGGGCGUGGAGGUGGCGGUGCUGACCGAUGACCUGCCGCCCAUCGUGAACCAGCAGCAGGUGCUCGCCCGUUUGCAGCUGCUGGAGCAGCAGGUGGUCGGCGGGGAGCAGGCCAAGAACAAGGACCUGAAGGAGAAGCACAAGCGGAGGAAGCGGUACGCGGACGAGCGCACACGGCAGCUGGUGGCCGCCCUGCAGAGCUCGGACGAGGACGGCGGGGACUGGGUGCUGCUCAACGUCUAUGACUCCAUCCAGGAGGAGGUGCGCGCCAAGAGCAAGCUGCUGGAGAAGAUGCAGAGGAAGCUUCGGGCAGCGGAGGUGGAGAUCAAAGACCUGCAGUCGGAGUUCGAGCUGGAGAAGAUCGAUUACCUGGCCACCAUCCGCCGGCAGGAGCGGGACUCCAUGCUCCUCCAGCAGCUCCUGGAGCAGGUGCAGCCUCUCAUCCGCCGCGACUGUAACUACAGCAACCUGGAGAAGAUCAGGCGCGAGGCCUGCUGGGAUGAGGACAGUGGCUUCUGGAAGAUCCCUGAGCCCAGCAUCGUGAAGACCAGCCUCCCAGUAGCAGUUCCAACAGGGCCACAGAAUAAGGCCUUCCGCAAAACCCCUGCUGCAGACAACGGUGAAGCAGGCAUGGAGGAAGACCGCUACAAGCUGAUGCUAAGUCGCAGUGACAGUGAAAACAUCGCCAGUAACUACUUCCGGUCCAAGCGGGCCAGCCAGAUCCUCAGCACGGAUCUCAUGAAGAGCCUCACGCAUCACAGCUCACCCCCAGGCCUCAGCUCCCCACUCAGCAACACGGCCGCCAUCGUGCCCACCCAGGCCCCCGAAAUGCCCCAGCCCCGGCCCUUCCGCCUCGAGUCCCUCGACAUCCCCUUCACCAAGGCCAAGCGGAAGAAAAGCAAAAGCAGCUUUGGCAGUGAGCCUCUGUGAACUCGGCCUCCUGCUGCUGCCCUGCCUUUGAGCUUCCUUGAGACUGCCAGGCCCCCCCCAGGGCAGCGCCAGCCAGGCCUCCCCCCGCCUGCUGCCGGGAGCCCAGGGGGGCCCCUGCCCUGGGAAGCGCUUUCCCUUCCCUGUUUCCCAGAGAGCCUCCUCUGCCCAGGCCGUCAGCACCCGGGAGGCUGGGCCACCCCCGCAGAGGCGGCCUCGGCUGCCACGCCAUGCCAGUGUUCUGCCUGCUCACUGCCACAGCCCGCCAGGGUUCCUCUGUGCCUCCGUGGGCUCCGAAACCUCAAGGCUUUCACCAGUGGCCUGACAGAGUGGGGGGCAACUUCCCCAUGGAUCAAAGACAGUAUCUUGGCGAUGGACGAUUGUGCCCCCACCAGGUCCCCUCCCCAUGCCUUCCUGGGAAAGCCGGACAGCGUGGGCACAGGAGUCCCAGAGCAGCUGUGCCCCGCUGCCCUCUCCCAGCCGGUUUGUGGCCUAGAGGAAGCUGCCCCACAUGAAGCUGCCCCAAUAAACUACCUUUUACCCAUGA
Molecule: messenger RNA, 3194 nt
Organism: Suricata suricatta (meerkat)
Lineage: Eukaryota; Metazoa; Chordata; Mammalia; Carnivora; Herpestidae
Gene: KIF17
Product: kinesin family member 17
Exons: 16
Coding region: 20-2650 (876 amino acids)
Biological process (GO): microtubule-based movement
Molecular function (GO): ATP binding; microtubule motor activity; microtubule binding
Source: RefSeq, a predicted model, not a curated record